Vicia villosa (hairy vetch) is the source of this 1108-nucleotide messenger RNA. Its product is annotated as protein FANTASTIC FOUR 3-like. The record is from RefSeq and is a predicted model, not a curated record. Lineage: Eukaryota; Viridiplantae; Streptophyta; Magnoliopsida; Fabales; Fabaceae. The coding region runs from base 105 to 878 and encodes 257 amino acids. The transcript has a single exon.
CACACCAUUCUCAUUCUUCCACACACCAUUCUCAUUACUUAUUUCAUUCUUUAAGACUCCGUUAGCCCUUUCAUCUUAACUUAGUUAAGACACAAACAUCAAUCAUGGCUGCAACCGUUUGCCACCCUAGAUUGCAGUUGCAUCUUGAAUCUCAACUUGUUGAAUCAAGAACACUAACAUUAAGGUUGCCUUCUCCAAAACAAUCCAAUGAUUUAGCCUUCAAAUCUUGUUUCCCGGACUCAAACAUGAACAAAACAGAAACUUUUCAAGACAAGCCCAACAAUGGUGGUUGGAACUUCGUUGACGCUCUUUCUAAUAUCUCACAAAACAUAUCAAUAAAAGAAACCACAAUCGGUUAUGUUCACCCUCAACAGAAUCGUUUCUCUUUGGGUUUGAAUCCGAAGAGUCUUGAAUUGUGCACAGAGAAUCUUGGUAACGAGAGUGGUACUAACAUUGUAGAAAACGACAUGUUGUUGUCUUUAAUGGAAACAAAAGAACAAAGACAAAGUUGUCGUAAAGUUUUAGCGGCUACUAAGAAAGUGAAAAUUCAGAAUUUUCCGCCACCUUUGACAACUAUAAGAGGUUCAGAAUCUCUUCGUGUUAGACCUCACCGUGAAGAUGGAAGAUUAGUGAUUGAAGUCACUAAGGUCCCACCGAGUACUAGUUGUUUUCAAGCUGAGAGAAGCCAUGGCCGUCUUCGCCUCUGUUUUGGCCGUGAAGAAGAACAAGAAGAAGAUAGUGAGAAUGAUAUUGAUGAUGAUGUCAUGGAUGAAAAUGAACAAGCACACAAUGAAGAAGAAUUUUUUAAAAAUGAAAUGAUGGGAGAAGAAACAAAAGAUGCUGAAAAAGAGGAUCAAAGGAAGAAAAUGAAUUGUUAAAUGAAAAAGAAUUUUCACAUAUAUUUAUCUUUGUAUUAAUAAAACAAUAAGAUUUAUAUCUUUGUCUUUACUCCAAUUUUCCUUUUUGUUUUGUGCAUUGCUCUUGUUAUGUUUAACGAAUUCCCUGUGUUUUGUCUCAUAAUCUAUGGUCCUGAUCGCUAGUUUUUACAGUUACUCUGUUUCAAGGAGGACACGCGCAGUGAUGUCUCUGCGAGUUUGAGUAGCACGCA